Molecule: messenger RNA, 3384 nt
Organism: Anthonomus grandis grandis
Lineage: Eukaryota; Metazoa; Arthropoda; Insecta; Coleoptera; Curculionidae
Product: cGMP-dependent protein kinase, isozyme 1-like
Exons: 14
Coding region: 16-3135 (1039 amino acids)
Biological process (GO): protein phosphorylation
Molecular function (GO): cGMP-dependent protein kinase activity; ATP binding
Source: RefSeq, a predicted model, not a curated record
UCCAGGGGACUUGUUAUGUCGUUUGAUCUGGCCGAUAAAUUGUUUAGUUUCUCAACCGAAAUAUUCCAAAUGGCAAACUCCGCGGAACUCCAAAAAAGCAGGUCCUGUUUAACCAGCAUAAAUAAGAUGACAGCAAUAGGCAGACAGUUCAGUAUAAAUAAUAACGAAACCGGCACCUAUCCAGCCUCCGUGAAAGAGAUCUCCGCGAUGCUAGUCCAUGCGCAAAUGGAGUGUCGGGCCGAUGAAGAUAACAACACCACGAGGUUGAACAACGUAAAUAGUUCAAGGGAAAAUCUCAACAAUAAUGGGCCCGAUUUCAAUUUGAAUAGAACGGAGAAAAAACGGAUAAGUCCGCACCAGUGCGGAAGUUUCUUUGCGAAGUGCGGAUGCGGACAUGAGGACAGAAUCAACGUUAAUAUCGGUACGGCUGGAACCCAACCGUUACGUUCCAAUUCCAUACCGGUACCAAAAGACGUUUUUUAUGAUAAAAGAUUAUCCACACCAGAAAUAGAUCUCUCAGAAAUCACAACCAAACACCCACACGUGUGUCUCAAACCAAAAACCCCAGGCACCCCUAGCCCUUCUACUAUAAUCAAAGCAAAUGUUUUUUUAAACCAUCCAGAAAUUAACUUUCCAAUACCAGUGGAGGUGUCCAAAGAAGACUAUCAAAACAACAGUUUCCCAUCACAUCUCUACCCUGAAAUAAAAAAUAAACUGGACUAUCAUAAAGCAACUGCUCUAGCAUACGAGUGUCAAAAAGAAAGCGGAAUCAAGAAAGAUAGCGCAGAUCGACUGCGUCAAAAACCGGAAAGAAACCGUGAGGAGGAGGCACAGAAGUUUUUCAAGGAGUUCGGACUAUUUGGUCCUAUGGGAAACGGAAUAGCGACGAAUUUUAAACGGGGUUCGAGAACGUCGAUGGAGGAGUUAAAUGUGAUUAGAAAAAAUUCGAAAACGUUGGAUUUCAGACCGUUUAGGAAGAUGUCAAAUGCUACGAUGGAAGAUUAUGAACAUUUAAAGGCUAUUGUAGAACGACUAAAACUCGAUAUUUCCGAUCUAGAGAUGAGAUAUAGUGCAUCUCAAGCUGAUCUAUAUGAAACAAGAAACUUGCUGUCCUGUAAAGAUAAUGAAGUGUUGAAGCUCCAAAGGGAAGUACACAAAUUAAAGAGUGUUCUGCAUCAAACCGCAAAUUGCCAACAAUCCCGUGAUGACAUUUUGACUAGCAUACAAGAACAACACGCGAUGGCGAACAGAAUGCCACAAAACUCAAAUUCACACACUGACGUCAGCCACCAUAAGAAACAAGGAGUUUCCGCAGAAUCCAGUGAAACUUUUGUGCAAACUGGCGACAUUAAGAUAACAAAGUAUGAAAAGGAUUUUAGGUCAAAACAAUUAAUAAAGGAUGCCAUAAUGGAUAACGCCUUCUUGAAAAACCUGGAUACCCACCAAAUAAGAGAAAUUGUGGACGCAAUGGAACCGAAAUCUUAUUCAGCCGGUUCGUACAUUUUGAGACAGGGACAUGCGGGGGUGCAUUUGUUCGUUUCCGCCGAGGGUGAUCUCGAAGUGCUUCAGGAUGAUAAGAUUCUUGGUCAUAUGGGACCUGGAAAGGCCUUUGGAGAGCUGGCGAUUUUGUAUAAUUGUACCAGGACGGCAUCAAUUAGAGCUGUAACCGAAUCAAAAGUAUGGCGCCUAGACAGAAAAAUGUUUCAGCAAAUCAUGAAACGCACCGGUCUACAAAGGCUUCAAGAUAACCUGAAUUUCCUAAAAUCAGUGCCAUUAUUAGCAAACUUAUCAGAUGACGUGCUUACCAAAAUUGCUGACGUACUAGAAGUGGAAUUCUUCCCUGCUGGGGCAUAUAUAAUAAGACAAGGAGCAAGUGGCGAUACGUUCUUCAUUAUAAGCAGUGGCAGCGUGAAAGUAACGCAAAGAUUACCAGAUGAGUUAGAAGAAGAAGAAAUCAGAACUCUAGGCCGGGGAGACUAUUUCGGUGAGCAGGCACUGCUCAAAGAAGACUGUAGAACAGCUUCUGUAAUCGCUCUACACCCCGGAGUAGAAUGCCUUACUUUAGACAGAGACAGCUUCAAUCAACUCUUGGGAAGCCUCAGUGAAAUAAAAGAAAAAGACUAUGGGGAUGAAGAGAGGAUGAAUAGGCCAGUUUUAACCGAACAACAAGAAUUCGACUAUAUUCGUCUAGACGACUUAGAAGUGGUAGCAACGCUAGGUAUAGGUGGUUUCGGACGUGUAGAAUUAGUCCAAUAUACCAAAGACCCUUCCCUUACUUUUGCCCUAAAAUGCUUAAAGAAGCAGCACAUUGUAGAUACCCAGCAACAAGAUCAUAUCUAUAGCGAAAGGAACAUCAUGUUAAGUUGUAGAAGCUCUUUUAUAUGCAGACUCUACAGGACUUACAGAGAUUCUAAAUACGUAUACAUGCUGCUGGAAGCAUGCUUGGGGGGCGAAGUAUGGACAAUCUUAAGGGAUCGGGGAUGCUUCGAUGAUCACACUUGUAGAUUUAUCACGGCAUGCGUUAUUGAAGCAUUUGAGUAUUUACAUUCUAGAGGGAUUAUUUAUAGAGAUCUUAAGCCUGAAAAUUUGUUGUUGGAUAGCAAAGGUUAUGUGAAGCUGGUAGACUUCGGUUUCUCAAAAAGAAUGGGUUGCAGCAGUAAAACCUGGACCUUCUGUGGCACUCCCGAAUAUGUGGCCCCCGAAACAAUUUUAAAUAAGGGACACGAUAGGGCGGUCGAUUAUUGGGCUUUGGGUAUUUUAAUGUAUGAACUUCUCACUGGAAAUCCACCUUUUACCGCUUCAGACCCAAUGAAAACUUACAAUUUGAUCCUGAAGGGAAUAGACAUGAUAGAUUUCGCAAAACAUAAUGUCGGCAGAUCGGCUCAGAGCCUUAUAAAGAAAUUAUGCAGGGAUUUACCGGCGGAGCGUCUUGGUUAUCAAAGGGGUGGCAUUACCGAUAUUAAAAAGCAUAAAUGGUUCCAAGGCUUCGAUUGGGAUGGUUUGAUAGACCGUACUUUACCAUCACCAAUCCAGCAGCCGGUUCGUGGACCAUGUGACACCACGAACUUCGAUUGUUUCGCUAAGGACAAUGACAUUCCACCUGACGAAAUGUCAAAUUGGGAUGCGAAUUUCUGACAGCGGCUUACCGAUAAUAAAUGUAGUAAAUAAGUAAUUUAGGUGCUCACGAAGUGGUUUCCAAUGUAUUUAUUGCGAAUUAUUGUUCUCUGUGAUAUGUGAUUAAAUAUGAAAAAUGAUUAUUGGAGAUGUAUUAAAUAUCUACGCCUAAGUGAAAUUUGUGGUUUUAUACAGGAAUAAUGUUGAUUAUUUAAGUUAUAUUAUGCGACUUUGUAUGGACAAUAAGUUUAAUAUAUGAUAUGUUGAUGA